Messenger RNA from Dictyostelium discoideum AX4, 168 nucleotides. RefSeq lists its product as hypothetical. Bases 1 to 168 code for a protein of 55 amino acids. The transcript has a single exon. Lineage: Eukaryota; Evosea; Eumycetozoa; Dictyosteliales; Dictyosteliaceae. The record is from RefSeq and is a predicted model, not a curated record.
AUGAAUAAACAUGGACUAUCAUUUAAAGAAAAAGUAAAAGAAGGACAUGAUAGAUUAUCAAGUAGAUGUUGGGUAAUAAGAUUUGUUCUUGUUGUUAUCUUUAUUAUUGUCUUAUUUACCCAUGGUUCCAAAAAUAAAAUAAAACAUCCCAAUGUUGUUAAAACUUAA